Molecule: messenger RNA, 798 nt
Organism: Pseudogymnoascus destructans
Lineage: Eukaryota; Fungi; Ascomycota; Leotiomycetes; Thelebolales; Thelebolaceae
Exons: 2
Coding region: 1-798 (265 amino acids)
Source: RefSeq, a predicted model, not a curated record
AUGGACGAUGUGAUAUCAUGCCUUACUGAUAUCCCGAAGCUUGACAAAGGUGACAUGCCACAACAAAAUGAAAAUAGUGGCAUCCUACGACCAAAUGCAGGAAAGGGUUGCCGGUCAUGCCUUGCGUCAAUAGCACAGAAAGGAGAUCUGGACUUUGACACAGUAGCACUUGGACGAUACCAUUACAGCCAGAAACAGAUCAGAGAAUACGGAGAUACCUUACCGCCAACAGCGAAAAAGAAGUAUUUUCAAGAAUGGGGGAUGCAUGAAAAUGAGCCCGCCAUAUUCAAGCUGACUCCGGCCUUGGAUAUAAUCCAGACGAGGCCGGGAGAUCCAUGUCAUUCAGAGUACAACGGUCAGGCAAAGCAGAGCCACAACCUCCUCAUGAGAGCAAUACUCUCAAAACCCGGGAUGAGACGGUAUUUCCAAGAGUUUGUCCAGUUCCCAGCACCAACUGGAUGGAGCACGCGACAAUCCCCCCUCCAUCACCUCCAGUCUUGGUCCCUCUCAGAGGCGGGAAUGGCCUCAGUCCUAACACCCCUUAUCAUGUCUCGUAUGAAGCUCAGCGAAAAUGAUAUUACGCCGAACUUCUUUGCUACAAUGAGGGGCAAGUUCCGGGAAGACACAAAGACCAUGAAACUCACGAUUCCAGAGAUAUUAGUGCAUUGUUUUGCCAUGAUGGCAAAAUCAAACGCCAUCACUUGUGCACGGAGGAUCAGGAUGCAAGGCGCAUCAUUCUCCGGGGUUAACAGCUCUACACUCGGUUGUGCACAUGUGCUUCUGUCGCUGAGCGGAUGA